GGAAUCGGUUUACCGGGUCACGCUUAUUUGGGGGGAAAGUGGUCGCGUAUCACUUGUGGUUUUCCAUUUAUAUAUUUAUUUAUGUGGGGUUUUUUGUUUGUUUAUUUUUUGCCAAACGUGUUGAUCAACAGAAACAACACGCCAAGCGAUGUGACCUUUGAUAACUCGACCGCAUGGGCACCGUAACCCCACUGACGGGCGGCUGAAGAUGUUCUCGGCGGCGAUGGCGAGAAUAGGAAGACAGGACGCGGCUUGCUGUCCCGCCUCACGGUGCUGAUGCGACCGGCCGUCGCCCGAUCUCCGUCGUUGGACCGCGGGGAAGGAGGAUUCGGUUAGCUCGACCCAGCUAUCAUAAAUGUCGUCCCCGUUAAUAGGAUAAGGAGGAGUAAGAAAUCAGAUUUGGCAGCGGCGAUAAAUUCGUAUGUAAUUACACGCAUGCGAAUUGCACAUUUGAUCGGGCAGUCGAUCAAUUGAUUAGGCGGUGCGAUCUGGGCCGGCGAAGGCUGGGGGUGAUACCGGCACAGAGCUAUGGCAAUCCUGCUCCUCGUUCUCUCCUUUGCCCUUGCUGAUUUCUUGAAUGGUCUCAAAACGCAGCGGAAAUAAUUAUCCACAUUGCUUAAAGCAGAGCCGAAGACCAAGCUUUUCCUUUCGGAUCACACAGCCACCGGCAGACAUUCCACACAGCCCAGUAGGUUCGCUUAGACGGCGUGCGUCGUAGCUGCGUGUGCGAUCCAGGGAAGAAAGGGGGGCAAGGAGGGCCAGCCCCAGCCGUAUGUUGCCGAGGAACAAAACCCGAGCUGACAGGUCUGGAGAAGCGAGGGUUAUGAUAUAGCCAAGUGGGUCUCCAUGAGCGCCUUUUCCCAGGGCGGAUCGUUGCCGUGAGUCCGACCCUAUCCGCUGUCUUUAACGCGGAGGGGGAAAGUGAGGAGAUCCUGCUAGUCUCGAAGUUUUGAUGCAUAUGAUCACAACCACGAUGAUCUUUAUGAUUCUCGGGGCUUCGGUUGUAAUGGCGAUAGCGUGUUUAAUGGACAUGAACGCGCUACUGGAUCGCUUUCACAACUAUAUCUUACCGCAUUUACGAGGGGAGGACCGCGUCUGUCAUUGCAACUGUGGAAGGCACCAUGUGCACUAUGUGAUCCCAUACGAUGGUGACCAGUCUCUGGUGGACUCCUCGGAGAACUACUUUGUGAGUGACAGUGUGACCAAGCAGGAGAUGGACCUGAUGCUGGGGCUGCUGCUGGGCUUCUGCAUCAGCUGGCUGCUGCUGUGGCUGGACGGGGCCCUGCACUGCGCCGUGAGGGCCUGGAGGAACAGCCGCCAGUACGACACCCUGUCCUGGUCGUGGCUCCCCCGCUUUUGUAAUCUGCGAGAUCUGCGCAGACGUGCGCAGCUGCGGCAGCUUGAGGACUCCAGUGAGAACAUGGUGCACAUCAAGCAGAAGCUCUACCACAAUGGCCACCCUAGCCCCCGUCAUCUCUGAGACUCUGGGCUCUGCGGCUGCGGCUGCCUCCCCGGCUGCCCCGGCGGCCCCUCCCCCUACCCCUCCACCCGCCUCGGCUUGUCCUGUCUGGGCUGUUGCCAUAGAGACCCUCUGCAACAACCAACCUGGAUGCAGUUCAACGGCUAUCAUCCUAACGACCCCCAUUCAAAACUGUUUAGAUAAUUCUUGCUACUAAAAAAAAGAAACCCUUAACCCCUUGUGUUGAUGUUAAUUUUGCUUAGAGGUAGGGGUCGUGUUUUUUUUUUUUUUUUUUUUUUUUUUUGCGAGGGUGGGUUGUGUAAAUGGAGGCAUUUUUGGUAUCUGUCAUUAAAACUGUACAUCUCUGUGAGGAGGAGCUAGUCUGUGAGGUCACUGGGGGGGGGGCUUCUUUUCAGGGUUAGCACAGGGAGGAGUCAUUUUUAAGGCCUCAGGGUGUCCCAGGGUUUCUUAUGCGAUGAUGGAACCGCAGUCCAUGUAAAUAAAGUCAUACAUUUUGAUUUUAAAGGAUGUAAUUGUCAGGAGGAUUGAAAGGGGAGUGAGGACCAGUGAGGUCCAGGCUGGGGGCCAGGGGAGGGUGACCGGCUGAGUAGAGCUCUGAGCGAGAUGACGUCUAAGCUGAUCCGUUUGCUGCGUCCGCCUCCGAUGGGUCGGCUCCAGCGUUUCGGCGCCGCGUUCCGGAACGAGAGCGUGGGUGUGACAUGAUUGUACUGGUGCUCUCUGUCUCUGCUGGCUUCUGAGCAAUAAGCGGGUUCCGGGUCAUGCUGGAGAGGAGAGGAGGCGAGGGUUUGCCUGCAGUAGCCAGUGUACAGAGGCCAUGCCGUGUCUUCCAGCACCUAUUUCCUACUGGACGCCCCCCCCCCACCCCGGCCUUAAGAGAAAAGCUCUGCCCUGGAAAGCUCUUUAUUAGUUGCCCUUGUGAUGUUUCACCCAAAUCACCCAAGCUCUUUGGGGGGAGGUGGGCGGGUGCUCUCUGGUUAGGUAGGGUUGACCACAGAUGGGCCUGGUUUGGAGUAUGUCACGUCCCCUGGCACAUGGAAGGGCAGUAGCUGGGGGGACAUUAGGGGGGUCAGUGAGGGACCACAUGGUGCUGCUCUGUCAGAGGGAAUAAGGGAGACAUAAGUAAGAGAAGGAAACAGGAAGGAUAUAGACCCUAUCUGUUCCGUUACUGGUCUUCCUGCACUGUCUGUACUGUCUGCCUUCCGUGUUUGUCCCUUAAUGAUGAACCACAAAUACAAUCCGGAGAUGAACGUGUUUGCGUUUGGUGGCUCAUUAACUAAUGACUACAUUGGUGAUUAAAGCCCCUGUGAUUUGACGUUUGGAAUACGUUUUAUAUGUUAAAAUUAUGAGCUUGAUAUCAUUGGGAGUUUAAGAAUAUUGAGUUUUUAAACGGUUCGGUUCCUGCGUGGGCUUGGGUGUUUGUGCAUGACUAGCGUCCGCGUGUGUGUGUGCGUGUGUGUGCGCGCGCCAUGGCAACCGUGUGACCAUGCGCGUCCUCAGUCCCAGCACACGUGUAAGGUGUUCGCGUAACCAGAAGUGGGCCGGUGAUCACCAGCCCCCUCCCGUCCCCCCCGCCCUUGCCGUGACCUCGCUCCCUGUCCAGACAUUGCUGUUGUGAAGAUGACAUGUCUGCGUUUUAUUAAA
Messenger RNA from Brienomyrus brachyistius, 3121 nucleotides. RefSeq names its product transmembrane protein 240b (gene tmem240b). NCBI's taxonomy places the organism in Eukaryota, Metazoa, Chordata, Actinopteri, Osteoglossiformes, Mormyridae. Bases 953 to 1480 code for a protein of 175 amino acids. The transcript is spliced from 4 exons. The record is from RefSeq and is a predicted model, not a curated record.